Molecule: messenger RNA, 2099 nt
Organism: Cladophialophora immunda
Lineage: Eukaryota; Fungi; Ascomycota; Eurotiomycetes; Chaetothyriales; Herpotrichiellaceae
Exons: 3
Coding region: 334-1830 (498 amino acids)
Biological process (GO): transmembrane transport
Molecular function (GO): transmembrane transporter activity
Source: RefSeq, a predicted model, not a curated record
GUCAAAUAUACGGAGAGCAAUCUAUCUGGAUACGCACCCUGAUGCCACCCCGUAAGGAUCAGCCUUACAUAAACUUGUGCUGAUUUAUUGUUACCACUUGAGUUUUUUGCCUCCGCCGUGAGUUUUUAUACGACAAAAAAAAAAGUCGCCCCUCCGCAUUCUUGGGGUGGUGCUUGUCCUCCUCUCUCCAUUUUGUCUGCAUUGCACAUGUUAUUACAUAUUAUAUGUCACCCCCCCAAAAUCUCUGGAGUAAGAUCCCACACGCCAGCUUUGCACCACGAAAAAGUUUUACAUCUAUCUGGGGACGAGAUCCUCAAGUGACGGGGAAACACCAUGGACGAAACCCAACCGUUGCUCAGAAAUACCAUCCAGGCCCAGCAAGGCCCGGACAAAGCCGCUCAGCCAACGGACAUUGUUGAUUUCGAUCCCAACGGCGACCCGGAAAACCCAAGAGACUGGCCGAAUGCCUACAAAUGGGGGAUCGUGGCUUUGCUUGCUUUCAUGGCUUUCACAGUGACUUUCACAUGUAUAUCUGUCGUGCCCGUGGCAAACCGGAUCGUGUACGACCUCGACGGCACAAGCAGCAAGUCCGCCAGCGUCCUCCUCGUCACGAUAUGGGAAUUCGGCGAGGCGUUUGGGCCCCUCGUGCUGGCGCCGCUGUCUGAGUCGUUUGGGCGGUACCCGGUCUUCAACGUCGCCAACGUCCUGUUCAUCUCCGCCACUGUGCUGGCGGCACUGUGCCAAAGCACCCCGCUCUUCAUCGCCGCGCGGGCCUUGACCGGUGUGGCGGUCGCCUCGAACGUGCUGAACCCGGCCAUCGUGGGCGACAUGUUCGUCUCGGAGCAGCGCGGGUCGGCGAUGAGUUUCAUCAUGCUCGCGCCCUUGCUGGGAGGAGCCAUCGGCCCUGCCAUCGCCGGCGCCAUCGCCGAGACGCUGGGCUGGCGCCAGGUCCUCUGGGUGGGCGUCACGCUGGCCAGUGCGUGCGAGGUCGCCUUCCUGACCUGUUUCCGCGAGACGUACAAAGUCGCCAUCCUCAAUCGGAGAGUGGCCAGGUUGAGGAAGGAGACGGGCAACCUCGCGCUACGGACCGCGGUCGACGUGGACGACGCCGAGGCCAACGUGAAGCGAUCCACGAAGCUGUGGGACUCGGUCCUGCGGCCCUUUGUCGUCUUCUUCGACUCGGGCGUGCUGCAGGCCAUGUCCCUCUUCGGGUCGCUGGUGUUCACCUAUUUCUACGUCAUGUCGACGACGCUGCCGGAUAUCUUGGAGGGAAUAUACGGCCUCUCACCCGCAUUGACGGGAUCCAUGUUCAUCAGUUUCAGUGUCGGAUCCGUCAUCAGCGUGGUCAUCUGCAACCUCUUCCUCGACAGAGUCUACAUCCGCCUGCGCGACGCCCAGAAGGGCGGCUCGCGCGAAGGCCAACCCGAGUACCGGCUCCCGCUCGCCAUCAUCGGCGGCUUCACGCUCCCCUUCAUGGUCGCCCUGUACGGCUGGGCGGCCGAACUCCGCCUCCCGCUCCCGAUCUUGAUCCUCAUCCUCGUGCUCCUGGGAAACUCGAUGAUGCUGGGCUUCAUCCCGCUGAUGGCCUUUGUGGUCGACGCCUUCAAGCUGUAUUCCGCCAGCGCCAUGACCGCGCUGAUCGUCACGCGGUGCUUGAUGGGGACGUUCCUGCCCCUGGGCGUCGAGCCGUUGGUCAAGGCCAUGGGAUACGGUUGGGGCUUCACCAUUCUGUGUGGGCUCAGCCUCGGGACCGCGCCGAUUCCCGUCCUGAUCUAUCGUUACGGUUCGAAGUGGAGGAGGCUGUCGACGUACACAGAACAAGAUGACUAGAGGACUUUUCGAACGAUAUGUGAAGGCCGUCUGGGGGUCAUUCCACUGACGAAGCAAAAAGCAGCGACAACCGCAUGGCGUUCUGGAGUUUUAAUGUUCGAGGUGGUCGGAGCGCAUUUUCAGGUCGGGCAGUCUAGGAAGGGAACGGUUCGAUGCGUCUUUGACGAGACGGGUACUACAUUCAUGGUCUUCGAAGGAUAGAUAAACUUAGACAGGCAGAGAACUUCAACACAGCGGCCGGUUAGCUCUUUUUUUUCCCGAAACAACCU